This is a messenger RNA of Dissoconium aciculare CBS 342.82, 1150 nucleotides long. RefSeq lists its product as uncharacterized. Lineage: Eukaryota; Fungi; Ascomycota; Dothideomycetes; Mycosphaerellales; Dissoconiaceae. The record is from RefSeq and is a predicted model, not a curated record. Bases 129 to 983 code for a protein of 284 amino acids. The transcript is spliced from 2 exons.
AGAAACUUGUAUGGACUGAGCGCGAUAUCAGGACGAGGGAAUCACCCGCUUCAUCGCAGUCGACAUCGUCUCCCUCUGGUAUAGUUGUCAAGUAGGCAUCCAAUUUCUGGCCAGAGACAGCUUCCAAGAUGUCCACCGUUCGUCUAGCCGUGCCUCGCGCCGGCUUCCAAUUUCACUCGCAACAGCUCCUCCUCCGGCAGCGAACAUCUCAACUCUCCCAGCAGCAGCAGCAUCUCCGUGCCUCAUGGCUUCAGCUACGUACUGCAACCACCAAUACCCAGCCGGCGCCGAGGGCACCGCCGAAGCCGCGUGUGCUUGAACAACCCGAUCGCUUUCGUCCGCCGUCACAUCCUCAGCGCAUCCGACCUAAACCGCGCUAUGCCGGCCCGCCAUUGAGUGAACACGAGCGACAGGCGCAGACCACGCGACAGUAUCCGCAUAUGAUGCCGCCAGAGGGCACGUUCUUGCAUUGGUUUUUGAAGGAUCGGGUGGUGCAUGUGUUCAUUACUAUGGGCAUUCUCCUCUCCCUCGUCUUCGGAAUCUACUUCCAAGACUUCCUCCACAAGACACCCUAUCGGGAUCUUCUGCCUCCCAACAGUCUCUUCUUCGCCCAUCCAGUGACCUACCUGCACCGCUGGUGGACCGUCUACGACAUGCACGUAUCAUACAUCUCCGCGCAGACCGCCGAGCGUCGCAAAGCCAAGGCCGACGACGUCGUGAAGCGUUCAGAGUACCGCAAGGCGCACGGCCUAGAGACGGAGGAGAAACAGAGCUGGUUCGGCGGAUGGACGGCCAGGGAGGAUGGACCGAGGAAGAUGGUGCCAAAGGAGGUGCUGAGGGAUCAGUCGUCGGUGGUCGCGGAGGAGGAGAAGGCCGAGAAGGUAGAGGAUGCGGCAGCUGCACCGGCUGGGCGGGAUGAUGUCUUUGUCGCGUUUGAUGGGUCGGUACAGGCGGAGAGGAAGAAAUGGUUUGGCCUCUUCUGAGCGAUUGGGCUGCGAUCAUGUACGUUAAAUCACUGUCAUCAUCUCCUCUUCUCGAAAUGGGGAGGUUGUAUCAAACAAUCGUUUAAUCGCAGUAACGACGGCAUGAGUUCAGUCGCAGGCUUCGGUCAGGCGUCAACAGCGCUCGAAGAGAGGCAACAAGAUACCUG